This is a messenger RNA of Daphnia carinata, 504 nucleotides long. RefSeq names its product probable DNA-directed RNA polymerases I and III subunit RPAC2 (gene l(2)37Cg). Gene Ontology annotation, molecular function: DNA binding; protein dimerization activity; DNA-directed RNA polymerase activity. Gene Ontology annotation, biological process: DNA-templated transcription. NCBI's taxonomy places the organism in Eukaryota, Metazoa, Arthropoda, Branchiopoda, Diplostraca, Daphniidae. Gene Ontology annotation, cellular component: RNA polymerase III complex; RNA polymerase I complex. The transcript is spliced from 4 exons. The record is from RefSeq and is a predicted model, not a curated record. Bases 135 to 455 code for a protein of 106 amino acids.
AGAGUUUAAGACGUCUAGUGCUGUCCUUGAGCAACCAGAGAAUGAUUAUCUUCGUCUGCUGCAGCAUUGAGGUUUGGAAAACACGUGUGCUGUAGAAUUUUGAUUAUUUUUCUCAGGUGUUUUAAAAGAAAAAUAUGGAAAAUCGCCGGCUCGUAGUAGCAAGAGAGGGUGAACAAGAUGACAGAAUGAAAACCUUCAUUUUUAAAGGUGAAGGACAUACCUUGGGCAAUGCACUUCGGACAUUAAUUUUGAAAAACCCUGAUGUAAUUUUCUGUGGCUACACCAUUCCUCACCCAUCCGAGAACAAACUGCACUUGAGGAUAGAAACAAGAGAAAUGUCUGCUGUUGAUGCCCUAAGAGAAGGACUGGAGCAGCUGCAGAGCUUGAGUGAUCAUGUCUUGGAAACAUUUGAGACAGCAGUAUCAGACUUUAAAUCAAAACAAAUGGAAGUGUAAUUUCAUAACUGUGUAUCGGUAACUCUAAAUACAGCUUCAAUCUUCAUAA